This is a messenger RNA of Paramecium pentaurelia, 5830 nucleotides long. NCBI's taxonomy places the organism in Eukaryota, Ciliophora, Oligohymenophorea, Peniculida, Parameciidae. The record is from the annotation of a GenBank genome assembly.
AUGAAAAUGAUCCAAAAUGAAUAUUAAAAUAAAUUUUCAAAUUCAAAAGGAUUAAUAGAAUAUUUAAUAGUGAUAUUAAAUUUGGAAGAAUAAUAAAAUGAUUCAGAAAUUACAGAUUUAAAGUUACUUGAAAAGGAGUUUGGAGAAGAUUUUGAAGAAGCUUCUUUACAUUAAUUGAUUGAAAACAUGUAGAAAAUAAUUAUAUUAAUAAAUGAAACAAUGAAAAAAACAAAUGAAGUAAGUUUUAAUCAAUAAUACUAAAAAUUUGAAUUAGAAAAGUAUGAACAUUUUUUGAAAUAAUUUAAAAUAUUAUUAGAAACCAAUAACAAUAAAAAAUUAAUUGUAGUCAACUUAGAAAAAAUAAUAAAUUAGUUAUAAAUAAUUGUAUAAAUUUUGAAUAAGGCACUAAAAUAAAAUUUUGAAAUAUUUCAGAUACUUAUUAUUGAAGAGCUUGGAAAAUUAAGAGAAAUAAUAAACUAAUAAAAUUACAUUUUGUUAAAAUAUCAGGAAAAUAAAAUUUAAUAAAAUAAUCAAAAGAAUUAUAUUAAUAGCAUCAAUAUAAUUUUAAAGAUUUUACAAAUUUAGUAAAUAUUAAUCAAAGAAUAGAAAAACUAUUUAGUCUUAUUUCUAUAAGAAAUUGUAGAUUUUUCAAGUUAUAUUAAUCUUAUAUAGAGUUAUAAUGUAGAAAAAUAGAAAGAUAUAACAAAAUUUUUUAAUUUAUCUUAUUAAAAAUAAAUAAACAACUUUAUCGAAUUAUAAUAUACAAUCAGAAAUCUAAAAUAAGAUAUUUAAGAAAAUGAAAGUUCCCUUAAUUAUUUAGAAAGAAUCUUAAUAGAUUUAUAAUAAGAUAUAACUUAAAUUAAAAAAGAUGGAGGUAAGCCUAAUAUCUAUGAUUUACUUAAUAAAUAAAAAGUCAAAAUUCAAAACCAAUUAGAAGAGAAAAGUUAUAAAUUAUAAGAACUGUUUAUUGAAUAAGAAUUUUAUGUUUUACAAAUUUAUAAUAUUAAUUAAUUAGAUGGUUUAACAUAAGAAAUUGAUGGGGAAUCAAAUUAACAGUUACUCUUAUCAGAUUUUUGGAUUUAAAAAUUAAAACAUAAUAAAAAAAAUGAAGAAUGGAAAAUUAAAGAAGGAUUGGUAUUUGCAAUAAUAUAGAUUUCAUCAAAUUGCUUCACAGAUACAAUUAUUUCAUUUUGUCAAAAAGCCCUCAUUUAAAUUUGGGCUAAAGAAAAAGAUUAAAGAAUUAGAAAUCUAUUAAAAAACAAAAGAAUUAUAAGUUUGCAGAUGCAAUUACUGCAGAAAGAUUGGAAGACUUAACAUGAUAGAAUAGCAGAUGAAAUGUAAAAUAUGCUAAAUAAAAUUGAUGAUUUGUAAGAAUAAAUUUCUCAUGAAAUUAAUCACAAUAAACGAGAUCAAUAAUUGUAGAAAUUAGAUUAAACUACUUAACAACUUGAUGAAUAUAUUGAAAAUAUAAGUGAUAUGGGUUAAUAACUUAAAUUAAUAACAGAUUUUUUAAAUUAUAUAAGAAAGGGUUUAACAAGAUUUGAGAGAAAAAUUAAUAUUAUGAAAGAAUAAUUAAAUAGUAUGGGCAAUGAUAUCAAAUUUUUGAGAGGAAAAUCAGUUGAUUAACUAUUUGAGAUUAGAAAAUGGAAAGUAUUAAAAGAAGCGGCAUAAAAAAAUAUAAAGUCUAUUUAUAUUCCAUUAAAAACUUAAGAAAAAGGUUAAUUGAAUCCUAGUAGUUUAAUAAAUUUAGAAUAAUUUGAUGAUAAAGUAGGUGAGGUAAAUGAAUUUUUGUUAGAUGAGAAGGAGACAGUAUUGUUGAUUCAUGGAGUUGCUGGAUCAGGUAAAAGUACAACAGCUAAGAAAUUAGAAGAGUUUAUUUGGAAAUUGCAUGAUAACAAUAUAAAAAUUAGUAAUCAAAUACUCAUACCUGUUUAUAUUUCCUUACCUUUUUUAAAAAAUCCUGUUUUCCAAGCUGUAGAGGAAACUCUUCACUAGGAUGAAUAUGGUUUUGAUAAUCUCUAAUUAAAAGAAUGUAAAGAAAUGCUUGAGAAGAAAGAGUUUCGAUUCUUAUUUAUAAUGGAUAGUUAUGAUGAAAUGAAAUUAGAGAAUAUUAAAAAAAUUUAUAUUCUACUAACAAACUUAAUUAAAAUUGGUCAAAUCCUCUGGUUAUUUUUACUACAAGGAGUGAAAUUCUUACUACUAGUAAUUAUAAAGAAUGGUUUGUGCCAGAAGAUAAAAAAUAAAUAAAAGAAGUUUAGCUUCUAAAAUUUGAUGAAAUGUAAAAAAAAGAAUAUCUAACAAAAUUCACAUUAUUAAGUAUUAAAGUCCUUGUUUUUGAAAUAUAUGAAUGGCAAACAUAAAUGAAAUAUCAAAGUUCUAUUGAUUUCUAAAAUUUUGAAAAAAGUUGGGAAAAAUUACACGCAGAAGUUUUGAAACAAUUUAUAUCAAAUGUAAAUUCUGAGUCACUAUUGAACCAAAAAUAAAUAGAAAAUAUUUUCUUGUUUUUGAAAAAUGAUAAUCAUAUUGCUUUAAAAAGUAUUGAAGCUAUAAGAAGUCUUGGUUUUAAGUUGUAAAAACUAUGGAGUGUAAGAAAGUAUGAAAAUAUGAUAAAGAUGAUAAACUUGGAUAAAUUAAUACAAACCCCUUACAUGAUGGAGAUAAUUGUUUCAGUAUUGCCCUUGAUGAUGGUGAAAAAAACUGAAAUUAUCAACUUAAAAUAAAACUUUAUUAAGAAUUUCUCAAAAAUGUAUAGAGAAUUAUUAAAAAGUGAAUACCUAAUUAAAAUGUAUGCUAAUCAUAAUUAAAAUUAAGAAGCUAGUAGACUAGAAAUGUAAUUUAUUGAAAAAUAUGACUACAUUUAAACUGCAAUUGAAAUUUGGAAUAAGAUGGAAGAAAAUUAAAUUCCAAAUCAAUUUUAGAUAUCUUAAGAAAUUAAUGAACUAAAUAUAAAGUUAAUCAAGAUAUUUUAACACAAUUAUAAAAAUAUUCUAGGAAUAAAAGAUGAAAUUAUUUAAAAAGUAUAAAUAAACUUUGAAAGAUUGAUUGAGUUGAUAUGUGAUGCAUUAAAAGAAUAAAAUCUCACCAGUUAUGACUUUUAUGAUGAGUUUAUAAAAUAAUAUCAUUUGAAAUAAAUUGAAAAAUAGAGGAAUUUAGGAAAAUCUAUUAAUACUGACCGUUUUCUUUAUGAUCUAUAUAAAUAUUCAAUAAAGCUGGCAAAAUAAAUGAGCAUUAAAGAAGUGACUUAAGUUUAAUAUAAAUAAUAAGGGUUAUUGUAUAAAGUUGAAAAUGAGGAAGAAAAAUGGUUAAAUGAAUUCUUUAAUGAUGAUGGUUAAGAUGGAUCUUAUAAAAUAGAUAUUAGAAGUUGUUCAUUAAUCUAAUAAAAAGGAGCUAACUUUUAAUUUGUUCAUAAAUCUAUCUAGCAAUUUUUAAUUUCAGCCGACCUGUAUGAAUUAUUAGUAUUGUCAAAGGAUCUUGAUGUGAAAAUAUUUAGCAAGUUGAUUAAAAUUUUCAUAUACGAGAAAGUUAUAGAUUGUUUAGGGUUUCUUUAAAAUGAUGUAAAUCAAAAUCAUUACAAAUUCUGUAUUUAGCUAGAUAAUUUAUCUCUCUAUGAUAAACAAUAGAAAUUGAAUAUUAUAGAAAACAACAUAAAGAAUAUUACUAAUAUUGUAAGAAUGUUAAAAUAACAUGACCUAAAUUUAAUUAAUUAUUCCGCCGAAAUUUAUGUGGAAACUAGAAAACAAUUAAUUUAAUAGAUAUAUUAAGAAAAAAAUAUUAUAGAAUUCUUAAAAUUUAUUGUUCAUCUCACAGCAUUUGAUCAAAGUUUCAUUCAAAGUGGUUCUAAUUUUCUUAAUUUAUUAGUCGAAAUGAAAGUUGAUCUGACUAACCUGUGCUUUAGGAAUAUCAAGAUCAAAAAUACUUCUUUAAUAGGAGCUAGCUUUGUUAAAUGUGAUUUAAGUGAAUCUUAAUUUGAAAAUGUAAAAAUUAAUGGAAUUAAUUUGAACGGUGCGCAAUUAUUCAAUUGCAAAUGGAAAAAUCUGUAAAUGAAUGAAUUGCAUAAGUUAGAAGGACAUAGUAGCGAUGUCAAUUCAGUAUGCUUCUCUCCUGAUGGCACUAUGUUAGCUUCUGGUAGUGCAGAGAAGUCCAUCCAUUUAUGGGAUGUAAAGACAGGAAAAAAGAUAUCCAAAUUAGAAGGGCAUAGCCAUUGGGUGAAUUCUGUAUGCUUCUCUCCUAAUGGUACACUAUUGGCUUCUGGUAGUUGGGAUAAUACAAUUCGUUUAUGGGAUGUAAAAACAAAUUAAGUAAAAUUUAAACUUGAAAAAUAAACGUAGUAUAUAUAAUCAGUUUGUUUCUGUCCAGAUGGCAAUACAUUAGCAUCUGGAGGUUCAGAUAAUACUAUUGACAGGACAAGAAAAAUCAAAAUUAGUAGGACAUAAUGAUAGUGUUUUCUCAAUAAGCUUUUCCCCUGAUGGUACUAAAUUAGCAUCUGGUAGUGCUGAUAAAUCUAUUCGUUUAUGGGAUUUAAAAACAGGAAAGGAAUAAUAAAAAUUAGAAGGACAUAAUGAAAGUAUCAAUUCAGAGUGCUUUUCGCCAGAUGGUACUACAUUGGCAUAUAGUUGUAGGGAUUGCACUAUCCAUUUAUGGGAUAUAAAGGCACAAGUAGAAAAAUAUAAAUUAGAGGGACAUAAUUCUUACGUCUUAUCGGUAUGCUUCUCUUCUGACGGAAUAAAACUAGCAUCUGGUAGUUGGGAUAACACUAUUCGUUUAUGGGAUGUCAAUACAGGACAAGAAAACUCAAAAUUAGAAGGAUAAAGUGAUGGCAUCUAUUCUGUAUGUUUCUCUCCUGAUGGUACAAUAUUAGCAGCUGGAAGUGCUGAUAAAUCUAUUCGAUUAUGGGAUGUAAAGACAAAACAAGAAAAAUUACAAUUAGAAGGACAUAGUGAGAAUGUAAAUUCAGUAUCCUUUUCUCCGGAUGGUACUAUAUUAGCUUCUGGAAGCUCUGAUUAUAUAAUUUGUUUAUGGGAUUUAAGGAAAGGACAAAAAUAGUCAUCAUUAGAAGGACAUAGUGAUAGUGUUAUUUCGGUAUCUUUCUCUUCUGAUGGGAUUAUAUUGGCAUCUGGUAGUAGGGAUAAUACUGUCCAGUUAUGGGAUAUUAGAAGAUUAUAAGAGAAAUUUAAAUUAGAAGGACAUAAUAAUUUUGUCUAUUCAGUAUGCUUUUCUCCUGAUGGAAAUACCUUAGCAUCUGGUAGUUGGAAUAAUACUAUUCGCUUAUGGGACGUUAAGAAAGGAUAAAGGAAAUUACAAUUGAAAGGGCAUAUAAAAUAAGUAUAAUCACUAUGCUUUUCUCCUGAUGGUACUAUUUUAGCAUCUGGUGGAUGGGAUAAUGCUAUUCGACUAUGGAAUGUUAAGACAGGAGAAGAAAAAUUUAAAUUAGACGGACAUGUUAAUUAAGUUCUUUCGGUAUGCUUCUCCCCUGAUGGUUUUACAUUAGCAUCCAGGAGCGCAGAUAAAUCAAUUCGUAUAUGGGAUAUAAAGGAUGCAUUAUCAAAUCAAAUUUCUAUCCAUUCUAAUUAAGAUAUACUAAUUUAGAAUUCAGAUUAUUAAGACCCAUUAGGAAUCAGUAAAAUUAAGUAUUAGUAAUAUUUUAGUUAGUAAUAUUCUUACAAUUGUACUUAUUUCCCAACAAGGACUUUUAGAAGCAUAAGGAACGCAAAUACAAAAAGGUUCAUUCACCAAUCAUUUGGGAAUGGAUAUGAGAAUUCAUUUUAAAAAAAAGGGAGCCCAUCUAUUGGAACAUUUGCUAGAGUCAGAAUAAAACGCAGUUUAAAUUUGA